Molecule: messenger RNA, 1145 nt
Organism: Funneliformis geosporum
Lineage: Eukaryota; Fungi; Glomeromycota; Glomeromycetes; Glomerales; Glomeraceae
Source: the annotation of a GenBank genome assembly
GCUUCAAUCCCUCGAUUCAUGCAACUGGCUCAUAUUCAACCAUAGAUUUUAAUAAAGACGUGUUCGCGAAAGGACAGAGUUCUGUGAAAGCUAUGGAACUAAUAAUCUGGUUUUUAUUUAAUGAUUUGGACAGUACACUGACAAAGGAUAGAUUCUUUGACUGUUGGCCAGUUCUUACUCCUGCACAUUCAGCAAAAUUUCGCAACAUCGCUUACAAGUGGUUGGAACAAUUGAAAAAGGAGGGGUGUUUAGGGUACACGGAUAUCAUAUUAAGACGAAGUGCAUUUGAUGAGUGUCAAGGUGAAAGGUUCGAACGUGUUGUAAUGGCAUUUUCGAAUUAUGUUGUCAAAGUAUCUCUGGAUAGAGAAUAUCAAAAUUAUUGCCAAGCUUGCCAUGAACUUUGGAAAGAUUUAGCUAAUAGUUUAUCAGAACGUUUACGUAAUGUCACAGAAAAAACCAACCAAUUGGAGCGAGAAAUAUCUGGAUUUUAUAAAGGAAAAUACUUGUUUGAAACAUUUGAAAAUUUGUCCAUAGAACAACUUUCUUUACUGAGAUCUCAGAAAUUAGAUAGUGCACGUUCUGCAUGGGAAUCAUGUUUAUAUUGGAUUAGGGAUACCCAAAACUUUACUGAUUGCGUUGAGAACAUAAUGCAUGAUCGUACAAAUAAUCAUAGAUUAGAUGGACAAGAAUUAUCACUGGAAGUUCCCGAGAUUAUGAUGACUAUGUGGGAAAAAGCUUUUCAAAAAGUAGAACAAAUUAAUCCUUUUCAGGGAGGAAAAAAAGAUCUUAGAUCUUUACUAAAAUUAUGGAAAUUUUCUCUGCAAACUUUAAGUAAUCAAUUUUUUAAUCCAUCAACGAUUAAACAACUUCAAGCUCAAGAGUUAAGUCCCAAUAAAUAUAAGUUCAAAAAUGGGAAUCUAUCUUGCACUUUAAAUAAACUUGAAGAAUAUCUGCCAGAACAACAAGAACAGAUUAGAAGUCUUUAUUCACUUAAAAAUUUAUUGCGUACUCGUUUAAGUGGAAUAAAUGAAUCGAUUAGGUCAUUACAUGAAGAUGAGGAUCUUGGUAAUGCUGCAAAAAAGGUACUUAUAGGUUAUGAAAGUAUAGUAAAUAUUAAUAAUGUUAUUUAUCGUUCAGAUAAAUAA